Molecule: messenger RNA, 1386 nt
Organism: Meira miltonrushii
Lineage: Eukaryota; Fungi; Basidiomycota; Exobasidiomycetes; Exobasidiales; Brachybasidiaceae
Exons: 2
Coding region: 1-1386 (461 amino acids)
Biological process (GO): regulation of DNA-templated transcription
Molecular function (GO): DNA-binding transcription factor activity, RNA polymerase II-specific; zinc ion binding
Source: RefSeq, a predicted model, not a curated record
AUGAAUGCCAGCACGAAUGGCAAGCCAAAUGAGUCCACGCCAAUGAGGAAAGGAUUACGUGUCUCAUCACGGGUUCAUCGGGCUUGCAAUGCAUGCAGGCGAGCUAAGAUGCGCUGUGAAGGCCCAAUUGACGGACCAUGUAAUCGAUGUCAACUUGCUAAUCAGGAUUGCAUUUUUGAUAAACCGCGACAAGAAUCCAAGAGGAAACCUGUGUCAAGAGAAUCCUUUGAUGCCAUCUUAGAGCGAGUUCAUACGCUGGAGCAUGAAUUACAGGCCAUAAAAUGCAAUUUGCCCCGCUCAGGAACGCAGAUGAAAAGGAUGCAUUCAAAUGCGGGGACCCCGGUGCAAGUUAGAAAUCCGAACGUUCCUGCGAUCGACAGCGUGACAGGUAAAGAAUCUUGUUCAUCUUUGCGCCCAUCAAAUACGACAUUCUUGCAAGAUACAAUUCCCCCAAUCUUCCAACCUCCAACGCCAAUCAAGACUACUUCUUUACCGACAUUCAUUGCCAAUUCUUUCGCGCCCGUUCCUUCAUCGUCAUCAUACAUUCCUUCUUUUGACGCAACUGAUACGUCAUACCCUUUCUCUCCUCAAACAUACGUACGCGCAAAGAGUAAAUCUUUGUCAAAUUUGGAGGAUAUGCGAAACGUGCAAGAAUCUGAAUUGCCUCCUCCUUUGCCGAUCAUGCCAUCAAGAUUGUGGAGCAAAGUCAAAUCGGAUGAAAGCAUGGGUGUUCAAAUGAAUCAAGACACAGAGAUGAGCAGUCCUGCUUCACCCACCAUCCAUCAAGCAUUGCAUGAUCAAGUGCCACAAUCACAACAGACUAUCGAAAGUCACACAGCUUCAAGUCAAGCAAGCUUGCUCACCACAAUGGCAGAAGUGAUGGAAGCUGUCCUACAGAAUACAGAUACGAUGAAUGUACAAAGGCUGUUGAAUGCACCAAUUUAUUCGGCUCCGAUCCCAGAUGCUAUACCCUCACGAACGGCGCCGAUCAUGCCACCGAUUCAAUGUGAGACGUACGAACAAACGACUCCUUGUGAUUCAGCGGUUCUAUUCCCUCCAAUUUAUACUUCUGAUGGACCGAGUAUGUUGUUAAAACCCAUGACGGCAUUUCAAGGAGAAGCAAUUAACCGUCAAACGAUGGAAUGUGCACCUACUUUUUCACGCACUGUUCAUCAAAGAUCAGAAGGAUUUCAAGUGACUUAUGAUGGCUAUUUUGAUAAUGGCAAUUCAAUCGCUCGUUUUUCAAGACCAUCGACUGGACAUUCGCAAAUGUCUAGUUCGAUCAACGGAAAUGUUUCUAGGGUACCUCAACCGGUGACCCUGAGAGACAAUUUGAUGAUGCAACCAGGCACCAUCAUCACACAUCAGCCAUUCUUUCAUUCCUAA